CCUACUUCCUUCCUGCUGCGGGGGCGGAGGCUCCGGGGAACCCUUUUUCCAACGCCGAAGGCCACACCGACAACUAGGUCGUUGGCUUCCACGCUUGGGGAAACGAGUUCCUUCUGUUGGAGACGUAACGCCCUCGGCAACCGGCCUGGCGGCGGCGCGGCCUUAAACUAGGGAGGCGGAGCUGAGACGGGGUCGAAACUGCCUGCUAACUUCAGGACCAGGUGGGAAACUUGGGGCCCAGAUGGUAGUUUGUCUGAUCCUUCAAAGAGGAGCCAUAUCCUAUUGCUGCCUUCUCCCUGCACCUACCCCCACCGCAUCCCCAUCUCAUCCCAGGCUGGAUAGGCAGUGAGUCAAGCCCUCUUAACGACAGAGAUCCAGGUUUAAAUUUUUGAAAUUGAAAUAGGUCUACACAUUAGGAACUCAUGUCUUUUCUUGUAAGUAAACCAGAGCGAAUUAGGCGGUGGGUCUCGGAAAAGUUCAUUGUUGAGGGCUUAAGAGAUUUGGAACUAUUUGGAGAGCAGCCUCCGGGUGACACUCGGAGAAAAACCAAUGAGGCAAGCUCAGAGUCGAUAGCAUCCUUCUCCAAACAGGAGAUCAUGAGUAGCUUUCUGCCAGAGGGAGGGUGUUAUGAGCUACUCACCACUAUAGGCAAAGGAUUUGAGGACCUGAUGACAGUGAAUCUAGCAAGGUACAAACCAACGGGCGAGUAUGUGACGGUACGAAGGAUUAACCUAGAAGCUUGUUCCAAUGAGAUGGUGACAUUCUUGCAGGGGGAGCUCCAUGUCUCUAAACUCUUCAACCACCCCAAUAUCCUGCCGUACCGAGCCACCUUUAUUGCAGACAAUGAGCUGUGGGUUGUCACGUCAUUCAUGGCGUAUGGUUCUGCAAAGGACCUCAUCUGUACACACUUCAUGGACGGCAUGAAUGAGCUGGCAAUUGCUUACAUCCUGCAGGGGGUGCUCAAGGCCCUGGACUACAUCCACCACAUGGGAUAUGUGCACAGGAGUGUCAAAGCCAGCCACGUGCUGAUCUCCUCGGACGGGAAGGUCUACCUGUCGGGUUUGCGCAGCAACCUCAGCAUGAUCAGCCACGGGCAGCGGCAGCGUGUGGUGCACGACUUUCCCAAGUACAGUAUCAAGGUCCUGCCUUGGCUCAGCCCGGAGGUCCUCCAGCAGAAUCUUCAGGGUUAUGAUGCCAAGUCUGACAUCUACAGUGUGGGAAUCACUGCCUGUGAACUAGCCAAUGGCCACGUCCCCUUUAAGGACAUGCCUGCCACCCAGAUGCUGCUGGAGAAACUGAACGGCACGGUGCCCUGCCUGCUGGACACCAGCACCAUCCCCGCUGAGGAGCUGACCAUGAGCACGUCGCGCUCAGCGGCCAACUCCGGCCUGAGUGAAAGCCUGGCCACCAGCACCCCCAGGACCUCCAACGGCGACUCGCCAUCCCACCCCUAUCACCGCACCUUCUCUCCCCACUUCCACCACUUUGUGGAGCAGUGCCUUCAGCGCAACCCGGACGUGAGACCAAGUGCCAGCACCCUCCUGAACCAUUCUUUCUUCAAGCAGAUCAAGCGACGUGCCUCAGAGGCUUUACCUGAGUUACUUCGCCCUGUCACCCCCAUCACCAAUUUUGAAGGCAGCCAGUCUCAGGAUCAAAGUGGAAUCUUUGGCCUGGUAACAAACCUGGAAGAGCUGGAGGUGGAUGACUGGGAGUUCUGA
This is a messenger RNA of Vicugna pacos (alpaca), 1718 nucleotides long. The record is from RefSeq and is a predicted model, not a curated record. Lineage: Eukaryota; Metazoa; Chordata; Mammalia; Artiodactyla; Camelidae.